UAUAAACACAUAUAUGCAUAUACAUGUAACUUUUUCAUUUUUUUGUUUGUCGCGCAACUUGUUCUUUCCUUGACAGGCUGAAGCGCAACAAUCCAAUUUCUGGCAGUAUUCUUAACGUCUGCUUCUGAAUGGAAGAAGUGCGAUUUUUGUGUUUCAUAAAGCAAUGGGCUAGAAGCCUGUCAUUGGAGCUUGUGGGGAGCUUUUGACACGUUUAAACUAUAAACAAAAUUGGCGCGUAUGAUAAUGUGUACUCGUUCUGUUUUCUUACAACCACAGUUAAAACAUGGAUGUCGUAAGAGAUGCAAUCCGGCGAUUUUCAUUGAGAGAAGUGUGCUACGUUUGCUUAUGCAUUACGGUCUUGUACUUGUUUCGUGCUAGAGAUUCGUACUAUUUGACUCCGACAUGGCGGAAAGGUAGUUCAUCACAUUUUUACGAAAACGGCCUUUUUCCAACAUCAGAUGAAUCCGUUCCUCACCCAGUUGUUACAGACUUAGAAAGUGAUGGUGUUAACGAAGUGAUCAUGGUGACGAUAGAUGGAAGACUUACGGUGUUGGCUCUCCCCGAACAGCAAAAAUUGGAGGACGGUUCACUUCCACAUGUUGUUGUUAAAAAAGAUAUAGAAUUAAAACUGGUGAGAACAGAUGGCCAUAGAGCACGACCAGUAGUGCUAGAAACUGGAUUCACAACACCAUACUUUUCAAUGAUGCAGAUCAGAAAACAGGUCAUUGUUAUUGUGACAGAUGACUGGCAUGUGUUGUGCUUUGACUCAGACCUGCAUUUAAAUUGGGAAACAAUUUUGCCAAAAGUGGACCAUAUGGAUAAAGUAUUAUAUGUUAAGUCCCUUGGGGUUCUGAUCACAUCUCACUCAAUACAGAAGACCGAUGAAGGACUUAUUAUUGUAGGAGGAAGUUUUAUGCAUAAAACACACCAAACUAAGGAGCUGCCCACUCAACAUAUUAGAGAGGAUGGAAACGUCACGGAGGAGAUUAAAAUUGUAUCAGAAGAAGUGGAAACCCUGACCCAUUUUUCCACUUUUGCCCUUAGUGCCAGUAGUGGUACUAUUAGGUGGCACCAUCUGCCUGGAGACUUUGGUGAACAGACACAUAAUACCAAGGAUCAUGCAAGUGAGCACCAUUGGAAACUUGGCUUACGUAAAGGUAGAAAGCAUACAGGAGAGUCUUCAUGGAAACAUUACAGCAAACAGAUGAACCAGUAUAUGCCAUUUUUAUGGGUGAACAACCAAUACACAAAGUUCACCCUUGGACGUUUCAACAAGGACCUAAAAACAUUUCCUGGUGAUGGUAUCAUUGGUGUUAGUGAUUAUGAUGACCAUAUUAAGGGAUCACCAGCACUUUCAGCCAAGCACAUUGUAGGCUAUGCUUAUGGAGGACAUAGGCCCCACAGUGAAUUAGAGCAUGUUGCUAAUCCAAAUGCCAUUGUUAUCCGUGGGCCCCAUGGAAUUGAAGUCUUGAGUCUUCUGUCAGGACAACCCAUUACAAGAUUAGAAGUCACUGAGACUAAGGACAUUUUGAUGGACAUUGACGGUGAUGGAGAGAUGGAGCAGUUGGUCUGGGAUCUUGGCCAUGGCCACACAGUAUGCUAUCUUGACAUCUGGAGAACAUACCCAGUGAAGGAGAAGCUGGAGCAACUCUCUCUGUGCAUCUCUCAGCGUUUAAUAUGGCAGCGCUCAUGGGCAUUGGAGGAGGACAUCUUUAAAAAGAUUCCACCUAUUAUCAUCAAAAGUCUGGCCAAAAAGAGUGGUGUCUUUAGGCAUCUACUGGGUAAACAUCUCAUCAGUGAAGAUGAAUAUGACAUCAUUACCUUUGGAGCUGUUGGGCGAAUUUCCUCUUUUGACCUUUGGGGUAACAUACAUUGGCAGACACAGACAUCAUGCAAAUGGAGUGAUCUUUCCAUCAAGCUUCGUCGUAAGUCUGUGGAGUCAGUGCCAGAAGAUCUUGAGAAAGAGUUCAUGUUAUCCUUUACACCAACCAUUAUGCUUAUGCCCCUGCAUGUAGCUGCUGGCAAGGAUAUCGCUGCAGUGGUGGGCUGGAAUGCUGUGUCACUGGUGGAUCUAGCUGAUGGUACAAUACUGGCUGAACAUAGCAUUCCUUCUCCACCCACUGGGUCUCUAGCUUACGGCGACUUUGACAAUGAUGGGAUUAAUGAUAUUAUCCUGACUUGUAAAAAGGGGUUUAUUGGCUUCACGCUGAAGAAAAAGGUGAAUUAUGAGUACACCAUCAUGUAUGCCAGUGCAGUUCUUCUUGCUAUACUGUUUGUGACCUGGGUUCUUACUCAGCCCUUGGAUCUACCACCAGAAAAAACAGAUUUCACAUCAUAAUAACUGUGCUUUGUAACACAAUGCUUCUAAAAUUUUCUCUGAGUUAAAUUUUGUUGACAUCCACUGCAUGUGAGUUCUAAAUAAUACAUUCUGAAUAAAGAGGUAUAGCUGUGUCGUCAA
Messenger RNA from Pomacea canaliculata, 2458 nucleotides. RefSeq lists its product as uncharacterized. The record is from RefSeq and is a predicted model, not a curated record. Bases 284 to 2338 code for a protein of 684 amino acids. The transcript has 10 exons. NCBI's taxonomy places the organism in Eukaryota, Metazoa, Mollusca, Gastropoda, Architaenioglossa, Ampullariidae.